Molecule: messenger RNA, 933 nt
Organism: Dioscorea cayenensis subsp. rotundata (Guinea yam)
Lineage: Eukaryota; Viridiplantae; Streptophyta; Magnoliopsida; Dioscoreales; Dioscoreaceae
Exons: 8
Coding region: 101-775 (224 amino acids)
Biological process (GO): double-strand break repair via homologous recombination
Cellular component (GO): Shu complex
Molecular function (GO): single-stranded DNA binding
Source: RefSeq, a predicted model, not a curated record
CAAGUGCUCACAAUGCAUGAUCCCAGAUGGCAAAAGGGUCUCUCAUGGUUCGUGAUGGCAUUCCGUCGAACAACUGAUACGCAUUGCUGAUCGCCCGGGGAUGGUGGAGAGAUUCUUCGCCGUGGAGCAGUCCUUGUCCGCCGAGCCGGCGCUGGCCCUCCUUUCCGGCCCGCCGUCCUGUGGGAAGACCUCGCUUUUGUUCCAAUUCGCUAUCAAUUGUGCUUCUGAGACUUCUUCUGGUGAAGUGAUCUUUAUAUGCAACAAGAGGAGAUUGGAGAGCAAGCCUCCUUUCUUAUCUCAGGGCAUUGAUCCGACUUCGGAUGUGUUUCAGAGGAUACAAAUGAAGUAUGUUGAAGAUGAAGAUGGAAUUAAGAAAUACUUUGCGGCAUUUCACUUGCAUGAGAGCUUUCCCAUAGCAGUUAUCAUUGAUGAUUUUGCUGAUUUCUUUAGUGAAAGAACUUGUCAAAAUAGAUAUGCCAAUGCAAGAGGUAGAGAUCUUGCUAUGGUUCGAACUUUGGCUUUGUGUAAAGAUGCCAUCGCACAUGCAAAGGGGGCCUGCAAGCUUCUACUUGCUGAUACACACCAAGGAGACAACCCAAGGUUAUUGUUCAUAUAUAAGAGAUGGAUUCACUCCAUCUUCACAAUUCAGGGUGAUGGCUCAGGAUCAUUUAUUGUGAGUGGCAGUGCCAAUCCAAGCACCAGAUUAGUAAGGAGAGCUGCCAAAUACUCUGUAGCACUUCAGUACCUAGUGUUUGAAGAGAUGAUUGACAAAUGAAGAUGGUACUGUAAAUAAACAGAUCAAAAGAAGAAGAUGACUUACGAAGCUGAGGAGGUAUAGUCAACGGUAUCGUUGUCGGGCGCGGCGACAGCUACAGCCUUCGGGCAGAUCACUGUUCUAUAGGUCUUGGUUGAUUUCCUUGGCACCAAUGUCUU